ACGACCAUGGAGAAAUGAACAGAAGAAAAAAGCCACAAGGUGAGACUUGCCAGUCAAGGGAGGAAGUUUAGAAGAGGUGGUCAGCAGUGCCAAACGUGUGGAAAAUGGUGAUCCAACCAAGUUAGGUGUGGGGAAACGCAGACUUGUUCCCCUGAAGAGAACGGAAGCUGAAGAGCAGAAGCAAGGUGCCAACAGAUCCCUCCAUCUGCAUAAACCAUACCGCAAUUACUGAAUUACACGGCUGCCUCCUCUAGAAACCACCUCUAAGGGCAUUUUGUCCACCCUAUAAUCCUUCGGGCCUCACGCACUGCCUAAGAUACAGUAGGCACUUAAUACAUUUUAUCGAUAAAAUUAAUGUGGAAGGGUGGAGAGUAGAUGGAUGAAUGAGUGACAGGGAAGAACUGGAAUAAAGGAGGAAUCUAAGGCGUUUGUCCCCGCAAUAUCCUUCACCUUUUUUCUAAACCGCAAUGGCCUGCAGCCCCAAAAAACAAACGACGGAGACCCCAGCCCCUCCUUCCACGGGGGCCUUGGCCCCCCUUUAUCUCUGACGAACAGUCUGGACCCAGGUUCUGCUGACGUGGGAAGGGGAGGAGAGUCUGGAGGAAGGGGAGGGGAAAGCAGCGCAGCGACCGUAGAGACGGAGGAGGCGCCCGCGGCUGCAGAGCUGCAGAGCGGGGUCUCCCGGCCCUCGGCGUCCCAGCCCUUUGCACAUAGCUGGGCCAGACAACAGCUCAUUCUCUCGGCGCGGCCCACAGGGCCCCAGCGGUCGGCAAGCUGGCUCCCCGAGUAGCCACCGGGACCCCCGAGCCCAAUGGCGGGGGCGGCAACAAAAUCGACAGCACCGUGGAGAUCGCCCCCGGCGCCAAUGGACAGGUCGGGAGCCUCGGAGAUGCCGUCCCCCCCGAGCAGCUGCAGGGUGAGCGGGAGCGCCGGCGGGAGGGGGAGGGCGAAGCGCUGGGCAGCAGCCUGUCGCUGGCCGCGCCCCCGGGCCCCCUCAGCUUCGAGGCUCUACUCGCCCAGGUGGGGGCCCUGGGUGGCGGCCAGCAGCUGCAGCUCGGCCUGUGCUGCCUGCCCGUGCUCUUCGUGGCGCUGGGCAUGGCCUCAGACCCCAUCUUCACGCUGGCGCCCCCGCUGCACUGCCACUACGGCGCCGCCUUGCCCCCCAACGCUUCGGGCUGGGAGCAGCCCCCCAACUCCAGCGGCGUCAGCGUCGCCGGCGCAGCCCUAGCAGCCAGCGCCGCCAGCGGAGUCGUCACCAGUACGGACCCCUCGUGCAGUGGCUUCGCCCCACCGGAUUUCAACCACUGCCUGAAGGACUGGGACUACAACGGACUGCCCGUGCUCACCACCAAUGCCAUCGGCCAGUGGGAUCUGGUGUGUGACCUGGGCUGGCAGGUGAUCCUGGAGCAGAUCCUCUUCAUCUUGGGCUUUGCCUCCGGCUACCUGUUCCUCGGUUACCCCGCGGACAGGUUUGGCCGUCGUGGGAUUGUACUGCUGACCUUGGGGCUUGUGGGCCCCUGUGGAGUAGGAGGAGCUGCUGCAGGCUCCUCCACGGGCAUAAUGACUCUUCGAUUCCUCCUGGGCUUCCUGCUGGCUGGCGUUGACCUUGGUGUCUACCUGAUGCGCCUGGAGCUGUGCGACCCAACCCAGAGGCUUCGGGUGGCCCUGGCAGGGGAGUUGGUAGGGGUGGGAGGGCACUUCCUGUUCCUGGGCCUGGCCCUUGUCUCUAAGGACUGGCGGUUCCUGCAGCGAAUGAUCACCGCUCCUUGCAUCCUCUUCCUGUUUUAUGGCUGGCCCGGUCUGUUUCUGGAGUCCGCACGGUGGCUGAUAGUGAAACGGCAGAUUGAGGAAGCCCAGUCUGUGCUGAGGAUCCUGGCUGAGCGAAACCGGCCCCAUGGACAGAUGCUGGGAGAAGAGGCCCAGGAAGCCCUGCAGGAGCUGGAGAAUACCUGUCCUCUCCCCACAACGUCCACCUUUUCCUUCGCGUCCCUCCUCAACUACCGAAACAUCUGGAAAAAUCUGCUUAUCCUGGGCUUCACCAACUUUAUCGCCCAUGCCAUUCGCCACUGCUACCAGCCUGUGGGAGGAGGAGGGAGCCCAUCAGACUUCUACUUGUGCUCUCUUCUGGCCAGCGGCACAGCAGCCCUGGCCUGCGUCUUCCUGGGGGUGACCGUGGACCGUUUCGGCCGUCGGGGCAUCCUGCUUCUCUCAAUGACUCUCACGGGGAUCGCAUCCCUGGUCUUGCUGGGCCUGUGGGAUUAUCUGAACGAUGCUGCCAUCACAACCUUCUCGGUCCUCGGACUCUUCUCCUCCCAAGCUUCUGCUAUCCUCAGUACCCUCCUUGCUGCUGAAGUCAUCCCCACCACUGUCCGGGGCCGUGGCCUGGGCCUGAUCAUGGCACUUGGGGCGCUCGGGGGGCUGAGCUGUCCAGCUCAGCGCCUCCACAUGGGCCAUGGAGCUUUCCUGCAGCAUGUGGUACUGGCGGCCUGUGCCCUCCUGUGCAUCCUUAGCAUCAUGCUGCUGCCAGAGACCAAGCGCAAGCUUCUGCCAGAGGUACUCCGGGAUGGGGAACUGUGCCGUCGGCCUUCCCUGCUGAGGCAGCCACCUCCUAACCGCUGUGACCAUGUCCCCCUGCUAGCCACUCCUAAUCCUGCCCUCUAAGCAGCCUCUGAGCCUGGUGGGAGGCUGGCCAUUUAGAAAGGUGACAGAGGGCUGGCUAGCAAGAUAGACGGAGAGGCAAGGCCACCCUGUACAUACAAAAGGCUCCAAGGCGCCUCACGCCAUCUAGGAGAGCUCAGAGUGCCAUUCCCAACCCCCUCUCCUCCCCGCUGCUUUCUGUUCACUUCAUCAGCAAGAGUCAGGACGGGGAUAGCAUCUCGCUAUAACCAUUAGGUCUGGGCUCCAUCCUGUGCCCAAAGACAUUUUCCCAGACCUCGCUCUUUCUCGCUCUUCAUUCUGUUUCAAUAAAAGACAUUUUGAAUAAAUGAGCAUAUCAUA
Rattus rattus (black rat) is the source of this 2997-nucleotide messenger RNA. It is a transcript of the gene Slc22a17, whose product is annotated as solute carrier family 22 member 17. Gene Ontology annotation, cellular component: membrane. The transcript is spliced from 10 exons. Gene Ontology annotation, molecular function: transmembrane transporter activity. Bases 1096 to 2661 code for a protein of 521 amino acids. Gene Ontology annotation, biological process: transmembrane transport. NCBI's taxonomy places the organism in Eukaryota, Metazoa, Chordata, Mammalia, Rodentia, Muridae. The record is from RefSeq and is a predicted model, not a curated record.